Messenger RNA from Gongylonema pulchrum, 1572 nucleotides. The record is from the annotation of a GenBank genome assembly. NCBI's taxonomy places the organism in Eukaryota, Metazoa, Nematoda, Chromadorea, Rhabditida, Gongylonematidae.
AUGGUGGUGGAUUCGGGCGCUAAGCAAUGUUUCGUUGAUCUCGCCAAGGCAGACACCAGCGGCGAUUAUGAGAAAGCUUUGCGAAUCGCCAAUAAAGUGCUGCGGACAUAUCCGAAGGAGACGAUGGCAUUCAAGUGCAAACUGGUGGCGCUUAUUCAACUCGGCCGCAUGGAUGAGGCACUGACGUUAAUCAAGAAGACUCCUCCACACCACAUGGGGCAAGUUGUCUGCUUUUUACAGCCAAAAUUGCCUGUUUUCUCAAUCUUAACCUGCAUAUUUGAAAAAGCGUACGUCUUGUAUCGACUUAAUGAGGAUGCAGCUGCACUGGAAACGUUGAACAAGGCGCCUCCCGAUGACUACCGAUGCGCGGAAUUGAGGGCGCAGUUGUUGUAUCGUGCCGAGAAAUUUGAAGAAGCCUCAAAAAUUUUCAUGAUGCUGCUGAAGGAGUAUUCGGAUGAUUACGAUGAAGUGCGUCGCACUAAUUUGAUCGCUACGAUUGCGCAGCUACAGGCUGGCGGCUUCGCUCAGAUUUCUGUGCUUUUAGAAGUAUGCAGUGAUACGCUAAUAGAAGAAGGUUUGGCUGAAGAAGAAAUCGAAGAGGAACUUUCGGUGAUUCGAGUACAGAAGGCGUUCGUGCUUCAAAAAUUAGGCAGAAAUGAAGAUGCUUUCAAAAUUUACUUGCGCAUCCAAGAUUUAAAUGUUUCGGACAAAAGCGUUACCGCAACAGUUGCCAAUAAUAUACCAUCGGCUCGCAGCGAGCAAAAUUUGCUGGAAGCACGAAAGAAGCUGAAAGCUGCUCUGCAAGUUGAAAAUUCCAAGCUUACUUGUCGACAGCGACGUACACUGCUACUGAAUCAGGCUUUAGUACACCUCUUCUCAAACCAGCGUGAACCGUGUCGCCGAACUCUUGAAGAAUUUGCAAAAAAAUUUGGUCGCUGUAAGGAGAUGACAUUGGUUGAAGCAGCACUGCAUGUUCGCUCGAAGGACUCGCAGAAGGCACUUGCGAUUCUCGAGAGCGACACGUCGAACGAGACGAAAUUGACUGCGCUGCAGAUUUUGCUUGAUGAAGGAAAGUUGGAAGAAGCGAGUCAAGUCCUGAACGCACUUCCGCCGAAACUUCUGUCUUUUCCAGCGAUAUUGCAGUUGAAGGUGGCCAUACUGUUGGCUACAAACCAACAGAAGAUGGCGCUUGACGUUUUGAAAGACGCAUUAGGUGCAGCGAGUGAUAAAAAGCUCCGAGCUGAAUUGCUGGAAGAGGUUGCUUCGCUUAACAUACAACUGGAGGACUACCGUUCCGCUGUCGAUUAUUUACAACAGCUUUUCGAACUUCGCCCCGAUGAUCUGCAAGUCGUCUGUCGAUUGAUUAAAGCGUAUGCAACAUUUGACCCGCAAAAAGCAGAGGAGCUUUCGAUGAGGGUAUUCCCGCAUGAGGACAGUUCCGACAUUGAUGUUGACGCACUGGAAUUCUCGGAUGCAGUACUGUAUGGCGAUCGUUAUCGUCAAAAAAAAGAAACGAAAGUGGAGACACUGCCCGACACGGUCAGUUAUCAGUUACUGCCAUAUCUUCUAUGA